Molecule: messenger RNA, 721 nt
Organism: Pipra filicauda (Wire-tailed manakin)
Lineage: Eukaryota; Metazoa; Chordata; Aves; Passeriformes; Pipridae
Gene: MYL6
Product: myosin light chain 6
Exons: 6
Coding region: 66-521 (151 amino acids)
Cellular component (GO): myosin II complex
Molecular function (GO): calcium ion binding; structural constituent of muscle
Source: RefSeq, a predicted model, not a curated record
ACCGGCGGUGACGCCGCGCGCGGUGACGCCCGAGAGCGCAGGAGGGAACGGGAGCGGCCGGCGCCAUGUGCGACUUCUCGGAGGAGCAGACCGCGGAGUUCAAGGAGGCCUUCCAGCUCUUCGACCGCACGGGCGAUGGGAAGAUCCUGUACAGCCAGUGCGGGGACGUGAUGCGGGCGCUGGGCCAGAACCCCACCAAUGCCGAGGUCAUGAAGGUGCUGGGCAACCCCAAGAGCGAUGAGAUGAACGUGAAGACGCUGAACUUCGAGCAGUUCCUGCCCAUGAUGCAAACGAUCGCCAAGAACAAGGACCAGGGGUGCUUCGAGGACUACGUGGAGGGGCUGAGGGUCUUCGACAAGGAGGGCAACGGCACCGUCAUGGGCGCCGAGAUCCGCCACGUCCUCGUCACCCUGGGUGAGAAGAUGACAGAGGAGGAGGUGGAGCAGCUCGUGGCCGGGCACGAGGACAGCAACGGCUGCAUCAACUACGAAGAGCUGGUCCGGAUGGUGCUGAGUGGCUGAAGACUCCCCCUACCCCCCCCCCAUGUCCCCUCCCCCCCACUCAGUUUUGUGCCUUUUUCCUCAUUUUCCUGCCACCGCCACCACAUCCCCACAUCCCCACUGUCCCACCCCCUCCCCGAACGCCCCCAGCCCUCCCUCGGCCCCAUCGGCUAAAUUAUUGCUCCACAGCAUCAAAUAAAGUCUCAGAACGUUGAAUGUGA